GAUAAAUAUUAAAACGUCUCUCCUAACAAUCAUAUAAGUAAAUCUUAAAUAUGUAUUCCAUAAUUUUCAUGUUAAAGACUAAUAAUCAGCAAAUGUGUUAUUGAAAUAAUCAAUGUUAAAAAAAAUGGUCAAGGGUCCCAACUUGAAUCAAACACCAUCUUAUCAUUCUGAAAAAAAUAUGUAUGGGAGCAUUAAAAAAUUAUCUAUGAAUUAAAUCAAAGUAAAAAAAAGUGGUCUUAAAUAAAAAGGGCGUUCAAAAUUAACUUAUCAUUCAUUAAUUAAAGUGACAUGUGCGACUUAUUUCGUGUUUAAAAAUGGAUUUUGCUGCUCAAGAACUGGCAAGUAAAGACUCCACAUUUUGGAACAAUGCAGACUUGUGGAGGCAGUUUAUCCAGUAUGAGGAGGACUUUAAGAAAGUUAUAAAACAACGCGAAAUGCAAAGGAUUCCGUUCCACCACCAGUCCCCUCAAAUACUGUUUCGUAAUGAACUUAUCGCGUAUUUAAAACAGACGGCAACGCAAAAGAAAAUGAGCCAUUCUUGUUUACAUUUAGCAGUCUAUUUACUUGAUAUUUUUAUGGAUAAUCACGACAUUGUACCGCAUUAUCUUCAACUUGUAUGCAACGUUUGUCUACUAAUUGCAGCGAAAUUCGAAGAAUGUGCUCAAAAAAUCCCCAAAAUCGCCGACAUGAACGCUUUAGUAAAAAAUCGUUACUCUAGACAAGAAUACAAAUCAGUAGAGAUAUUGAUACUGAAUUUUUUCUUUGGAUACAUCAUGUUUCCCACUGCUGCACAUUACACGUACUAUUAUAUGCAGGCCUUGAUCAGUCCUGAAGAUAUGCAAUAUUUCUCAGGGAAUUCCAGGGAAUUACUCUUUGAACUUAAUGAAUCUAUCAAGAUUUAUUUGGAAUGUACAAUAGACGGUAGAUAUUCAUUUUAUGCAAUUGUACCCCCCUUCCCAGUUGGCAGCUUCAAUCCUGAGUGCUGCCAGGACCAAAGUGGGACUACCUUGUUGGACUCCUGCUUUAGAAAACUUAACAGAGUACAGAUGGGAACAGUUACAGCAUAGUCUUACAGAUAUAUUAAAGGGCCAAACAUCAGGUUGUAUUCACUGUGAAGAGUUCAAAUCUGCUUAAGUAAAAUAGCUGUUACUUAAAACACUUUUAGAGUAAUUAUUAAGUUUUGUUUACCCAUUGGACCUUUUUAGUAUAAAAAUAAAUUAGUUCUUAAGAGAAGUUCUAAGCUUA
Molecule: messenger RNA, 1245 nt
Organism: Agrilus planipennis (emerald ash borer)
Lineage: Eukaryota; Metazoa; Arthropoda; Insecta; Coleoptera; Buprestidae
Product: cyclin-J
Exons: 6
Coding region: 315-1067 (250 amino acids)
Biological process (GO): mitotic cell cycle phase transition; regulation of cyclin-dependent protein serine/threonine kinase activity
Cellular component (GO): nucleus; cyclin-dependent protein kinase holoenzyme complex; cytoplasm
Molecular function (GO): cyclin-dependent protein serine/threonine kinase regulator activity
Source: RefSeq, a predicted model, not a curated record